This is a messenger RNA of Elgaria multicarinata webbii, 1640 nucleotides long. RefSeq names its product tripartite motif-containing protein 10-like. Gene Ontology annotation, cellular component: cytoplasm. The transcript is spliced from 7 exons. NCBI's taxonomy places the organism in Eukaryota, Metazoa, Chordata, Lepidosauria, Squamata, Anguidae. Gene Ontology annotation, molecular function: protein binding; zinc ion binding; ubiquitin protein ligase activity. The record is from RefSeq and is a predicted model, not a curated record. The coding region runs from base 27 to 1547 and encodes 506 amino acids. Gene Ontology annotation, biological process: regulation of gene expression; innate immune response; protein ubiquitination.
UGGCCACAGCCCCCCCUCCCACUGACAUGGAACAGGAAGCCAAGUGCUCCAUCUGCCAGGAGUAUCUGAGAGACCUAGUGACCGUGGACUGUGGCCACAACUACUGCCAAGGCUGUAUCACCACCCACUGUAAGACAUGUGAAGAACUUGAACUGGACUUGACGUGUCCAGUCUGUAGAACCCCAAUCCAGAGAGGGAACUUCCGGCCCAACUGGCAGCUGGCAAAUCUAGUAGAAAAACUCCAGCAACUAAACAUAGAAAGAGAGAGCCUGUGUGUGAUACACAAGGAAAAACUUCACCUGUUCUGCAGAGAAGAUAAAGAAUUGAUUUGCUGGAAGUGUAAGUCCUCCACAAAACAUAGAUCACACACUGUGCUUCUCAAGGAAGAGGCUACCCAGGAAUACAAGGAUCAGAUCUGUGGCUGCCUGGAGACUCUGAGGGAAAAGAAAGAGAAAAUUCUGGCACAUAAAAUAGACAUGGAAAGAGAAAGCCAAGACCUCCUUAAGCAAAUGAAAGCCGAGAGGGAAAAGACGGUGGUUCAGUUCCAACAACUGCGCCGGUUUCUGGAAGAACAAGAGAAGCUUCUCCUGGCCCAGAUGGAUGAGGUGGAGAAGGAGAUUGAAAGUAGAAGGAAGGAGCACAUGGCCAAAAUUUCAGAGAAGCUCUCUUCCAUGGAAGGAACAAUGCAGGAAAUGGAGGAGAAGCAUCAACGGCCUGAUAUAAAAGGCACCUUGAAGAAGAGUGAGGAGAAUACGUUUGAGAACUCUGUGGUUUUCUCAGCUGCACUAAAGUGGAAGAUCUGGGACAUCUGUGAUAUGAAUCCCAUUCUGGAAGGUUCCAUAAAGCAAUUUAAAGAUGCUCUGAAAUCUGGAGUUCAGCUGAAGAAAGCAAAUGUAUCUCUGGAUCCAGACACGGCAAAUCCUCGGCUCAUCCUGUCUGGGGAUCAUCAAAGUGUAACGCUUGGAGAGAAAUGUCAAAAUCUACCCGACAACCCUGAGAGAUUUGACACAAUGGUGUUUGUGUUGGGAUGCGAGGGAUUCACGGCAGGCAGACAUUUCUGGGAAGUUGUCGUGGGGAGUGAGGGAGAAUGGUCUGUGGGGGUUGCCAGAAAGUCUGUGAGGAGGAAGGGCGUGAUCACCUCUAGUCCUGAGGAGGGGAUCUGGGAAAUGGGGAAGUGGGAUGGUAAAUACAGGGCCUCAGACCCCUCUGCCAGACUUUGUUUGAGGGAGGAGCCCAAGCGGAUCCGUGUGAGUCUGAACUAUGAUGGGGGACGGGUAGCUUUUUAUGACGCUGAUACUGCGGGCCUGAUCUAUGCCUACCCAGCAGCCCUAUUCUCUGGGGAGACCCUUCUCCCCUUCUUUUGGGUUUUCGAAAAAGCCCACCUGACCCUCUCUCCUUCAGGUGGUCAGAGGGUGGCGACAGUCAUACAUAAACCCACUGCAGCUCUGACACGCUUUGGGCCUCCUCCCAAGCCUGAGCUCAGGCAGUCUCAAUUCCACGCAGUCUGUUUAAGGAGACGACAUUUUAAGCAGAAGACUUUCUCAUGAGUCAAUUUCAAAGUGCAUUUAAAAGGGUUAAACAUAGUUUUAAAAUCAAUAAAAGCUGCAUAAAACCUUAAGUACAUAAUCAUGUGAAAUGCA